Hippopotamus amphibius kiboko is the source of this 6575-nucleotide messenger RNA. It is a transcript of the gene HIF3A, whose product is annotated as hypoxia inducible factor 3 subunit alpha. Gene Ontology annotation, biological process: regulation of transcription by RNA polymerase II; cellular response to hypoxia. The transcript has 14 exons. Gene Ontology annotation, molecular function: DNA-binding transcription factor activity, RNA polymerase II-specific; protein dimerization activity; RNA polymerase II transcription regulatory region sequence-specific DNA binding. The record is from RefSeq and is a predicted model, not a curated record. Gene Ontology annotation, cellular component: nucleus; cytoplasm; transcription regulator complex. NCBI's taxonomy places the organism in Eukaryota, Metazoa, Chordata, Mammalia, Artiodactyla, Hippopotamidae. Bases 75 to 2225 code for a protein of 716 amino acids.
GAGCUCCGGGAACUCGCCCGCGCCACAGCGAGGCCUGCACAGUCGCGGCUUUGCCCUCUCUGAACCCGAGCCUCAUGUGGCAGCACCCCGCGUGUUUGCCCCAUCCGACUCUUUCCCUUCCUGGGGCGCCGCCAGUGAACGCUGCCCAUGCCCGUAGGUCGAGCACGGAGCUGCGCAAGGAGAAGUCCCGGGAUGCGGCCCGCAGCCGGCGCAGCCAGGAGACCGAGGUGCUGUACCAGCUGGCGCACACGCUGCCCUUCGCGCGCGGGGUCAGCGCCCACCUGGACAAGGCCUCCAUCAUGCGCCUCACCAUCAGCUACCUGCGCCUGCACCGCCUCUGCGCCGCAGUGAAGGAAAGCAGAGGGAGGCUAGCCAGCGUGGGCUUACGGCUGACUAUAGAUGCCCCAUCCAUCCUGGCCCGGACACCAGGGGAGUGGAACCAGGUGGGAGCAGGGGGCGAACCACUGGAUGCCUGCUACCUGAAGGCCCUGGAGGGCUUCGUUAUGGUGCUCACCACCGAGGGAGACAUGGCUUACCUGUCAGAGAAUGUCAGCAAACACCUGGGCCUCAGUCAGCUUGAGCUGAUUGGACACAGUAUCUUUGAUUUUAUCCAUCCCUGUGACCAAGAGGAGCUUCAGGAUGCCCUGACCCCCCAGCAGAGCCUGUCCAAAAAGAAGCCGGAGGCCCCCACCGAGCGGUGCUUCUCCGUGCGCAUGAAGAGCACCCUCACCAGCCGCGGGCGCACCCUCAACCUCAAGGCGGCCACCUGGAAGGUACUGCACUGCUCUGGACACAUGAGGGCCUACCAGCCCCCCGCACAGACGUCCCCGGCCGGGAGCCCCAACCUGGAGCCCCCCCUGCAAUGCCUGGUGCUAAUCUGUGAAGCCAUCCCUCACCCUGGCAGCCUGGAGCCCCCGCUGGGUCGAGGGGCCUUCCUCAGCCGCCACAGUCUGGACAUGAAGUUCACCUACUGUGAUGAGAGGAUCGCGGAGGUUGCCGGCUACAGCCCCGAUGACCUGAUUGGCUGUUCUGCCUACGAGUACAUCCACGCGCUGGACUCGGAUGCAGUUGGCCAGAGCAUCCAUACCUUGCUGAGCAAGGGCCAGGCAGUAACGGGGCAGUACCGCUUCCUGGCCCGGAGUGGUGGCUACCUGUGGACCCAGACCCAGGCCACAGUGGUGUCGGGGGGCCGGGGCCCCCAAUCUGAGAGUAUCGUCUGCGUCCAUUUCCUGAUCAGCCGGGUGGAAGAGACCGAAGUGGUGCUGUCCCUGGAGCAAACGGAGCGACACUCUCGCAGACACAUUCAGCGGGGCACCCCCUCUCAGAAGGAUGCCCCUAAUCCUGGGGACAGCCUUGCAGACACCUCUGGCCCCCGGAUCCUGGCCUUCCUGCACCCCCCUGCCUUGAGUGAGGCCGCCCUGGCCGCUGACCCCCGUCGUUUCUGUAGCCCUGACCUCCGUCGCCUCCUGGCGCCCAUCCUGGACGGGACUUCAGUAGCUGCCACCCCCAGCGCACCCCCGGCCCCACGACGCCCCCAAAGUCCUCUUCCGGCUGAUCUCCCAGAUGAACUACUUGUGGACGUGGAGAAUGCACACAAACUCUUUGCCUCUGGGAAAGACCUUGAGACAGUGGAGACAGAUCUAGAUAUAGCUCAGGACGUCGAUGCUCUGGAUUUGGAGAUGCUGGCUCCCUACAUCUCCAUGGAUGAUGACUUCCAGCUCAACUCCAGCGAGCAGCUACCCAGGGCCUACCACAGACCUCCAGGGGCUGUCCCCCGCCCCCGAGCUCGGAGUUUCCAUGGCAUGUCGCCCCCAACCCCUGAGCCCUCCCUGCUGCCCCGCUGGGGGAGUGACCCCCGGCUGAGCUGCUCCAGCCCUUCCAGAGGGGACCCCUCAGCAUCCUCCCCCAUGGCUGGGGCUCGGAAGAGGGCCCUGGCCCAGAGCUCAGAGGACGAGGCAGAGGGGGUGGAGCUGCUGGGAGUGAGACCCCCCAAACGGUCCCCCAGCCCAGAACCCGAAAACUUCCUGCUGCCUCCCCUCAGCCUGAGUUUCCUUCUGACAGGAGGACCAGCCCCAGGGAGCCAGCAUGAUCCCAGCACCCACCUCCUGGAACUGAAUGAGCCCCUGGGCCUGGGGCCCUCCCUGCUCUCUCUCUACCCGGAUGAGGACACCGCUCAGCCCAGGAGCCACUUUCAGCCAACGGCAGGCUUGGCCCAGGCUAACUGAGCCAGGCCCCCUUGACAUCUCCCUUCUCCCCCCCAAGAAAGGACGUCAACCAUACUCCAAGCCGGCAGCCAACGCACAGGAGGGAGGUGCUGGGAGAGGGGUUCCCUCUCUCCUCUCAGCGACCCCCACCUCAGGCCUACCUCAGCCCCCACCCCUCUACCACCCCCCACUGUCUGGGGGCGCCCUGGGGGGGUGAUCUCAGCUCAGUGACCUCCAGGAGGGGGUCCCUGGCCCCCUCCUGCUUCUCUCAGGACUUCCCUUGGGGUUCUCCAUACCGGUUACCUCAUCCUUUUCUCCAACUCUCUUGGCUUUAUUUUCAGUAAUUAGGGUUGGAGGAAGUUGAGGUUCAGAUCUGCCUUUCUGGGCUUGGGGGAGUAUUGAUCACCAUAAUCACAUUGCUUUCUACCCAUCUUUCUUUCAUUCUUAUUUUUAUUUUUGUUGUUUUCAUGAUAUGUUUUUAAUUGCUGCGAAUUGCUUGGGGUCCGUAAGAAUGUGGGACUCUGAUCUUCCCCCCUCAACGCAGGUGUCAGUGGGGAAGGGAGGCCUCUGGGCCAGACCUUACCCCCCGCGACUUGAUUGAGCCCUUAGCCUCUCAAGCGGCGACCCAGCUCUGCCCACCCCUCCACUCCAGACUUCUGCUGGUUCCAGCCUGACCUGGGCACCAACUCCAUUGGUCAGCUUCCUGUCCCAGGCGUAGCCUCCAACCUCUGCUUCCAGACCAUACAACCUCCAACCCUUUCUGGUUCUAGACCACACAGCUUUUGACCUUCUCUGGUUCUAGACUGCACAACCCCCAACAUGGUCUGGUUUAGACUUGCAUCCUCCAUAUUGCUGUGAUUCCAGAUCUCACAGUCUUCAGCUCUUUCUCGUUCUGGACCUCACCGUCUCCAACUCUGUUUACCUUUCUACUUCGUAGUCUCCAAAGUUGUUUGGUUCUAAGCCUCACAACCUCCAACUCCCUCAGGCCUAGGACCACCAGAGUCCUCUGGUGCUAGAACUCACUCUGUGCCUUCCUCUGGUUCUAGAGCUCUCCCCACAGAUCUCCUUUGUCCUCAAUUGGGACAUCCUCCCACUCCUGCGAUUCCAGCUCUUACAACUGAAGAUUUCCUCUGAGUUUGGACCCCACAACCCCAAGCUUUGAGUUGGUUCUAGUCUUCCUGAUCUGUAAUGCAUUUCGUUCCAAAUCUAGACUUUGUAACGCGUCCAUCAGUUUGAUUCAUGAUGCCAGCUCAUUCCUUUUCAACUCUAUACUUGAGACUUGCUUUUCCCAUCAAAGCAAAUGAGAAGUAAAAUGAGUUUCAUGUCUUGACCUUCUAAGCAGUACUUUCAGAACCAGCCACAAUGUUCCAGUUCUCUUUUGCUCUGCACCUCAUCAUCUCUACCAUUUACUGGUUCUGGACUAUACAGCUUUACACUUGGCCAUUUCCAGGGCCAUCUGAUUCCAGAUCUGAUGAUCUCCCUUUCUUCUGGUUCUAGUAAUUGGCUUCAAAUGUCUUCUGAUUCCAGACCUUGUCCUAUAAAUUUCCUUGGUUCUAGACCUCACAAUCUCCAAUUCCCCCUCAUUCCACAUCUUAUGACUCCAAUUAUCCUGCAUCUAGGACUCUACCUCCAAUCUUCUGAUUAUAGACCUUGCCUUAUACAUUUUUCUGGUUCUAGACCUUACAGCUUUAAACUCCUGAUUCCAAACCUUACAACUCCCAAAUCCCUCUGGUCCUAGAACUUGGUCUUCAGACUUUUUCAAAUUCUAGUCCUUACUCUAUAUCUCUGGUUCUAGACCUCACAGCAUCCAAGUGCCUCUGAUUUCAGAUCCAAAUUCUUCUGGCUCUAGAAUUCCACCUCCAAAGGCUUCUGAUUUUAGAAUCCGUACCUUGCCCUGUAGAUUCCUCUGGUUCUGAAUCUUAAGACCUCCGACUCCCUGAUUCCAGACCCCACCCUCCUAACUCUAUUCUGGGCUUCCCACCCAACUCAACUUGCUCCAAUUACUACUCUCUGUCUUCAGUCUUCCCCAUUCCAGAUCCUUGCCCUCCAGGUCCUUGAGCUAAUGGACUUCAUGCUCAAGCCUCUCCAUUCUCAAUCUCACAUCCCUAAAAGUUCUCUGUCCUAGAACCCCCUCCACUCUCCACCCCAGCCCUCCAGAUAUGUACUUACUUUUACUUAACCCCAGGUAUCUGGGGAACCUGGGGGCUUCCUCACAAUCCAGGAGACUUCCCCAGCCGCAUAGGCGCGUGCACAGCCCUACCUGCAUAUCACAGGGUGGGGAGAGAGGCCAGGACUCCUCAGUACUCGGCCACCACCUAUGUGUCCCCAUCCCCCACCCCCCAACCUUCUUUCUAUGAUGGUGCUAUUCUUGAUCCCACAGAAAAAGGCCUCCCUCUCUCAACCCAAUUCACCCCCUUUUUGGAAGGCACUUCUCACUGUUUUGUCAAAGGAUGGCCUGUCCAGAUCGGUGCUAUGAGGGGGAGGGUCUGACCCCUCCCUCCCUCCGGGGGUGACCUAGGCCCUCAGUUGAGGGAACUGUGCUGGGCUGGGGGAGGGGAAGGGACUGGACCAGCCAUGCUGGCUCUGAAACCCACUAAUCUCUAAACCCCCAUAAAGAUCUCGCCUUGGUAGGCACCAGAGCUCAGUGUGUUGACUCAUCUGUGGGGUGGCUUUGGGGCGUGUGGGUGCACUGGGUGACUGGGUGCCCACGUCACUUUGUGAUUCUGUGUGUGACACUGUGUUCCUCUGUAGGUCUACGUAACACUGUGUGUCUGCUGAUGUCUUCAUUCUGUGUGGGUCGCUGUGACAUAAUUCUGUGAACCUGUGUAUGGGGAGGUUGUAAUUCCUCCUGCAUGUGUUAGUAUCUGGGUGAAAUGAUUCAGCCUUAUGUGCGUUUCUCAUUACUUUGGUUUUGUGUUCCUGAGUGUAGGAGGCAUUGCAAUUUUUUCUUUUUUUUUUGCACCUGUGUGUUGUCUGCGUGGUGGUGUGAUUCUGGAUGCACGUAUGGGACUGUCUGACAGUAUAAUUCUGUGUCCCGAUGUCUGUGUGUGACAUGAUUCUCUGUACUUGAGUGUGUGUGUAUGCGCACACGUUUGAAAGACAUUGUGUGUCUACAGACUCAUGUGUGGAUGGGUAUGCCUGUUCUGUCAUGUCAUCCUCAUAAUCCCUCUCCUAUGUUCCACAAGGUAAUCUUUUCAAAGGAAGGAAACUACUUUUAGGAAUUCCCUGGCGGUCAGUGGUUAGGACUCAGCACUUACUUUAACUGCCGUUGUCCGGGUUCAAUCCCUGGUUGGGGAACUAAAACCCCACAAGCCACAUGGUGUGGCAAAAAUUAAUAAAUAAAUAAAAAUUUAAAAAAGAAAAAAGAAAAGAAAACCACCUUUAAACCUUGGCACUUGCUGUUCCCUGUGCCUUAAAUGCCUUUCUUCCUUCUCCCCUCUCCUCACUUGGUUAUCUCCUACUCAUAUGUUACAUCUUGGUUCGGACAUCCCCUCCUCCAAGAAGUCUUCCCUGCCUACCCUAGCUGGGUUAAGGUCCUCCCACAACCUCCUGAGAGCUGCCUCCUCCUUCCCCAUCAGCUCUAGGUACUCUGUCCCACUUUGAGUAGUUAUAAUGGAGUGGAUAUAAAAAGUACUUACACUGUGUUAGGCGCUCUGUCACAUAUAUAAUCUUAUCAAUCUCUCCUCUAAUCCUAUACACUAGGCAGUUAUUGGCCCCAUUUUGCAGAGGAUGAAACUGGUUCAAAGAGGAUGAUCACUUGCCCAAGGUCACACAGCAGGGAAGGGUUGAGCUGGACUUGAAUCCAGGAUUCAGAUCUAUUAUGGUAUUCUUCCCACACACACCAAAAAAAAAAAAAAAUCUCAAAAAUCUAACCCACGGGGUAGGCUCUGGAGCAUACAGAGACAGUAGAGUAGGAAUUAAGAGCACAGGAAUUAGGUGGGACAGGUUCAAGUUCUGGCUCUGCCACUUUCUUAUUGUAUGACCUUGGGCAAGUACACUGACCUCUCAGUGUCCUUAUCUGUAAAAUGGAGAUGAUACUAGUAUUUACCUUCUCCGGUGAUUGUUGUACGUGGUAUGGUCAGAUUCCCAGGACAAGAAGUUUUGGGGGUGGGAUAGCUCGCACUGUCCCCAAGAAGGAAGCCAGGGCAGAGCCUUAAAGGAUUUAGUGCUACAGUUCGGCACUGAGUAGCGGCUGUGGGCUUGGGAAGGAUAGUCUGGAAGGGUGAACUGUGAAUGGGAAUUGGGUAUGGAAGUGGCAUCUGGAGAUGCUAGACUAUUCGGGGUCUCCUAGGUCAUCAGAACAAGUUUGGGUUUUCUUCUAAGGGCACUGGGGAGCCAUGGAAGGCUGGUGAGUGGGGGGGUGAGGAAGGA